Molecule: messenger RNA, 3056 nt
Organism: Oncorhynchus mykiss (rainbow trout)
Lineage: Eukaryota; Metazoa; Chordata; Actinopteri; Salmoniformes; Salmonidae
Source: RefSeq, a predicted model, not a curated record
AUAUCUUGCAUGUGCAUUUCCCUGUGGAUAUAUUUUUUACAUCGACUCUUUUUUGAAUUAGCACAGUAAACAUCUACUUGGAAUCAUUUGUUAUAUUAGCUUUGCUGCAAGGACUUUUGUUUAAACGUUCCCUCCUUUGCAACAGACCGGCUAAUGAAUACACCCCUGGCCGUACAGUACCGUUUCGGUUUAAUUCAACGUUGCACACUGUUCUGUCAUACUGAAAGCAACACUUGCUGAACAGGAAUCUAGAUCCUACUAUCGUCAGUGAGUGGACGGCCACAAUAGUUAACAUUUUCCUCAGCAAAUAUUAUUGAUCUAAAACUUUAUUUUCCAUCCAAAACUCAGGCAUGUUUCUUGUGAACCGACCAAAUCUGACUAGCUGUGUACCACAACCCCAUUGAUGUACAGCCAUUGUAACGUAUGCCUUCAUGACAGUAAGUCAUUAACAGCAGGGUUAUGGUACAAUACUAAUUGACAUGCAUCGUGUUUGUCACCUUAGAGUAGCGAAUAGUAUGGAAGGCUUGUUUGAGGAGCUAGUGAGGCUGAAGGUCCACAGUGUCCCAGUAUCGGAUGAAGGAGUUCCUGGAGUCCCUGUCCAACAAGAGCUCAGAGGCACUGCAGGAGUUCAACCAGCAAGCAGGUGUUAUCACUACAACCACCACCAUGGUUUACCAGCAGGGGGUCAACUGCAUCUACACAGACAGCAACGAGGUGGCUGGGUCACUGCUGGAACUGUCUGUCUGCAACAGCAGGUACAGGUGUCCCAGCAGAAGGUGAUGUCAUGACAGCAGCAGCUCUCGCCCCAUAUGACCACAGCCGCAAGGGCAAGACAUAAUACAGACAAAUGACCUAGGAAGAGCUCACAGUGACAAGAAGCAGAGGUCCUCGGGGGACAGGAUCGUCCUUCCGUCCAGUCUAAAGGAUGAGGGUGGACAGGCAUCACACAUGAAAGUGUGUGAAGAGGUGCAGGAAGAAAAUGCAGAGGCUGUGAAAACCCCAUCUGUCUGUGAACCACUGAUUCUUCAGGAUAUUGAGGACUUGGAGGAGUCUACUGUAAAGGAAAGUCCAGUUCCUCCAAAGGACACUGAAGAUACAGAUAAGGCUUCAACCGAGGGCCAACAACUGGUAGAGGAACACAACCCUGACAUCCUCCUACCUCACCCUGUUGAUGCCCUGGAGAAUGCCUAUGUGAACACCCCCCCUGUUUGUGAACCACUGAUUAUUGAGGACUUGGAGGACUCUCCUGACAAGGAAUAUCCAGCUCCCCGAAAGACUGAGGAUGUAGAAUGUGCUUCAGCACAGGGCCAAGAACAGAUCCAGGUAGAUAAGGACCGAGAUAAGGACAAAGACCAUGAUAUGCCCCUCCCUUGCUGCUUAGAUAACCUGAAGAAGCGCUUCUACCAGAGCAGGGACCGCCAGAUCAGGGAAAGACACUGGGCCCAGUUCAGAGCAGAGACCCUGAGGGUGGCCCACCAAGGGAUAGUUGUCCUGCAACGUGACCUGGAGCUGGAGCUGGAGCGGGUUAGAGAGGGCCUAGAGGAUAGACGGCAGCGCAGAGAGAGGGACCAUUACACUCUGGCCCAAGUGAAGAGAGAGAGACAGAAAAAGAGAGAAGAGCAGAUAAAAGGAUGGAUGGAAAAGUGGAUGAUAGGGAGGGAAGAGGAGAGCCAGGGGGAAGAAGGUGCGGAAGAGGGGGAGACAGAGGAAGAGGAGAAAGAGGGAGAGGAGGAAAGUGAAAAGGAAGAGGAGAGUGAGGAUGAAGAGGGUGAUACAGAGGGAGCGGAAGAGAAGGAGAAAGAGGAGAAGGUGGAGGAGGGAGACAGGGAGGGGAGUGAAGAGGAGAGUGAGGCGGAUGAAGAGAGCGAGGAGGAGGAUGGCAUAGAGACUAUCUGCAAGGAGGUGAAGAUGCAGAUGCACUUGAUCAAGGGCGACAUUGAGCAUGAUAUGAAGAAUGACUAUGAGCAGAACAAGAAUAGGGAAGUCCAGGACCGGAAGAUGUUGACCACCCUGCUGCAGUGCUUGGAGUCAGUCUACCAGACACGCACUGAGGAGAUACUGGGCAAGAUAGGCAUGCUGUGGGACAUCAUGAUCAACAACAUGCUCCAGGACCUCCAUGGAAGGAGAGCAGCCCAGAAGUCAGUGUCUGCCCAGACUGCGCAGUAUCUCCACUUCUGCCACAGUCCCCGUCUGGCCCCCAUUACCCCUCUGACUGAAGCGGGCAGGAGGCUCCUCAAGGGAUGGGCAAGAGGCCAACAGGAUGACGAGGCAAAGAAGACUGGCAAAGGGAAAGGGAAGAAGAAAAAGAAGAAGACACAGAGAGAACAAGUGAAGGAUGAGGAGAAAGACAGUCAGUUGCUGCAGAAGGAGGAAAUGGUGGAAAGUAAGCCAGAAGAGAAUAAAAAGUCAGGGUUUCUCCAAUUGCUGCUGCUCAAACUGACAUGCAUUCAAUGAUGACAAAAUAUUUAGAAAAAAUAAAGUUUGAAACCAGCUUGAUUUUGUUUUUGAUUUUGAUAAUCUUUGGUUUAUCCAUCUGGGUUUCACCCAAUGAUUGCAUAUAAACUCUGGAUUACUGAUACUAUGUAUUGGCCAAUGAGAGGCUUUAAAGCCACCGGUCAGCCAUAUUGGUGCUCCCCAGAAGAAGCAGUCCUCCAUAUGAAUGAAUGGAAUUAUACAGUAUUUCAAUUAAAUGUUCUAAAGACACAUUUGUUGAUGUAGUGGGAACAGUAACAGAACUUAAAAAAAUAUAUACUUAAAGGAAAAUGUUAAUAUAGUUUUCAAUUUUAUGUUCAGUUUAUAUAAUACAAUUUUAAAGUGUGCAUUAAUGUGUCUGUACUAGAAUAAAACUGGCAAAAACAAAUGUAGAUGUUAAUAAAUUGAUUUUUAUAGCUUCCAAAAUAAAAAAAAACACAGUGGAGGAGUGCCAAAUAGGAGGCUGGCUUCAACACAGCGCCUCCUGUUAGGUAUCUAGUAGUAGUGCAUUCUGAGAGUAUUGAGACCCCUCCACUUUUUCCACAUUUUGUUACGUUACCGCCUUAUUUUAAAAUGGAUUUAAA